Molecule: messenger RNA, 843 nt
Organism: Fusarium proliferatum ET1
Lineage: Eukaryota; Fungi; Ascomycota; Sordariomycetes; Hypocreales; Nectriaceae
Exons: 4
Coding region: 1-843 (280 amino acids)
Source: RefSeq, a predicted model, not a curated record
AUGGCUAUUCUUCCUGCAGUCCCGGCCUUCUCCACUGCCGUCAUCGUCAAUGGCGAGCCAGCGGAUGAAUACCAACCCCCUUGCCCAAUCCCCUACGACGCUGAGUUUGAAGGUGUGCCUCGCAUUCGCUGCUUCAUCCCGGCAGAGACUGGGAACACCUACUCUGUCCGCUUUAGAUUAUCUCCGCGUUUCGACUUUGGCAACAAAACAGACACCCUUUUGGUCGCCAUCUACAUCGACGGGGCCCUCGUUGAAGAGACAAUUGUUUACAAAGAAUUGCUUCGUGAGCAAGAUUUCAUCGAUCACAUUAAGUAUCGCCAUCAGCACCACUCUGAUGGGUCUCGCACCUACCACGAGUUCUGGUUUCGGGACCUCGCUCCUGCUGAAUGUACUUCUGCCGCGACCCUCAAUGCUGAUAUGCAGCUUGUGAAGACUCUGGGCACAAUUCGAGUCGUCCUCAAGCUUGCAAAGAACUUCGGAAAAGAUCCUUCAGCGGACCAUUGUCUCGGAGAAGAGAUCAGUCGUUCUUUGGAGCCAUCGUGUAAGGCACUGGCCCUUAAUGGGCAUGGGCAAACUCAUGGUACCGACUAUAUGGAAGUCGAUGUCGACGUUCCCAUUGCGUACUACGUUAUUGAUACCAGAGAAACCAUUGGAUGCUUCGAUUUCGUUUAUCUCUCGCCGGAUACCCUCAAGGCACAGGGUAUUAUGGACCUGAAGUUCAUCAACCAGGUAGCGCAGGGAGUGCCUCAGACGUUUGAACCUGCUCCAAAACCCCCUCGAUUUCCUGCUCGGACCCUGUCGAAUGGAUGUCUUGAGAUUGAUCUUACUGGUGAUGAUGAGUGA